CGACAGGCCGCAGGCGUCGUUUAAUUGUGAUAGUUCGACUGCGGCAUGUUUAGCAUUUCUUAACUAAACUUUAACAUUUAAAUUUAAGUAAUUACUUUGUGACGAAUUAAGUGUUUUUCCGUAUUAGAGUUAACUUACUGUAACAUAAGUGUUCUAAGAUGCAAACAGGAAGUGGUGCGAAAAAUCCGCCAUGGGCGCGUUCUAGCGUCAACACUAACAUGACCGGCAUGAAUCCUCAAAUAAUGGAUGCCAGUACAAUGAUGUCGCAACAGGGUAUUAUGCCAUUUCAACAGACUGCAGCGGUUUUUAACCCAAGUAUGAUGCAAACGCAAGGAGGAAUGGCGAUGUCGAUGCCAGGACAAAUGCCUAUGAAUCAGAUGGCUCAAGGUCAAAUGUACCCCGGUAAUGUUGUGGCGUAUCCUGCACCACGGGCUAUGAACCCGAGCAUGUACCAAAACACAUCUAAUCAAACCCAGCAGCAGAAUGAGCAAAGAGUCUUUACCGGCACUGUAACUAAAACCCAUAACGAUUUUGGUUUUGUAGACCAAGAUGUAUUUUAUCAGACUUCAGUAUGCGCCAAAGGAAUAAUACCUAAAGUUAAUGAUAGAGUGCUUGUUGAAGCAACAUAUAAUGCUAAUAUGCCAUUUAAAUGGAAUGCGGUUCGGGUACAAGUUCUUCCUAAGACUGCAGGUCCUAACCAAAAAAUUGGUAACCAAAAAUCAAAUUCAUACAAUGCUGUCCCACCACCAUCUAAGAAACCUUUACCUAUUAGGAGAGAUGACAGACGCGAUGACCGCACGUCAAGAAGAGAUGAUAGAAAAAGAUCUCGGACAAGAAGCCGAUCUCGCUCACGCGACCGUCGCGAUAGUCGCAGUCGACGUGAUUCGCCCCCUCGUAAACGUCCAGUCAUACACCAAGCAUCACCUAUCAAGUAUGUUGUCAGAGUACCGAGGAUACCUCUUGAUAUACAAAAAAUGGAUGUGCCAGCGAUAUCACAAAGAUAUAAUAAUCUUUAUAUACCUUCAGAUUUUUUCAAAGUUCAUGUUAAGUGGGGCGAGACUUUCCCACCACAGGCUCCAUUUUCCUUGAAUAAUCCAUGCCAAUACCAUAUUAUGAGUAAAGAAGUCACAAACCCCAAUGAAAACACAGCCGUCUUUGAACCUCCAGAUGCAGAUUAUAGAUUUUCAGCAAAGGUUAUGCUUAUUGGCAUGCCAACAUUGGAAUCACUUUACCAGAAGUGUGGUCUGACAAAGCAGGAUGAAAAGGAUAAACGCAGCAAUAGCAGUAAAAAUCCCCUCCACCCUACAAGAUUGGUUAAAUUUCUAGUAGGUCAAAAAGGGAAGGGUGGUGAAAAUUUUGCUAUCGGUGGCCCUUGGAGUCCAUCAUUGGACGGUGAAAAUCCUGACACUGAUCCUGGAGUCCUCGUAAAGACAGCGAUAAGAACAUGCAAAGCUUUAACAGGAAUUGAUCUUUCUAGCUGUACUCAAUGGUACCGAAUGGUGGAGUUUUACUACUGGCGCGAGGACAAGUCGAGACUAGAGUGUGUGGUCUUGUUCCUGCCCGACGUGUGGUCCGUGCUGCCCACGAGCCUCGAGUGGAAGACCGUCGCGGACCGAUAUAAGGCAGCCUGCGAGCUCGCGCUGAAGCAACUCGACGGAGAAGAAAAUAAUUCCAGCGACAGUGGAGCUCCGGAAGCGGCAGCGACGGCCGAGACACCGGCAUUGGACGGCGACGCGGAGAAAUCCCAAAUUGAUAUAAAAGAUGCUGAUGAUAGUACGAUAACAAUUGAUGAGAAUGAUGAUGAAGAAGAGGCACCAGAACCGACACAUUACUCUAAAAUAGACUUGAGAACAAUCAAGGUUGAUCAACUGAGGCAGGAGCUGCGAGCAAGAAAUGUUAGCUGCAAAGGACUACGAGCUCAAUUAGUAUCACGUUUAUCAAAACUUAUCAAAGCAGAAGAGCAAGAAAGUAACAAUGAUGAUGUGAUGGAAGUGGCUGAUGAUGAAAGUGACCAAGAAAAAUGUAGUGAAGGCAAGGAAGACACUAAAAAGGAAGUUAAUGAUGAAGUAAAUGAUGAAAAUAAAAAUAAUGAUGGCAACACAAAGGCAGAGACAAAACAAACUGAAGAGAAAUCUAACAUAACUGAACCACAAAAAAGCGAAGUUAAAAAGGAAGAGAAAAAGAAAGUGCUGACUGAGAAAGAAAUUGAAGAAGCUAAGAAAAAGUUGGAAAAAGAGAAGCAGACUUUAAAAUCUCAUUAUGAGAUGCCGAGCUCUCCUCAUAUUGUGGUCCACCCGUCAGUUACAGCUAAGAAUGGGAAGUUUGCCUGCAGUGUAGCUACCUUGUCUUUGCUGCUUGACUACCGCAUCACGGACAAUAAGGAACACAGCUUUGAGUUGUUUGUUUUCGCCGAGCUAUUCAAUGAAAUGCUUAUGCGUGACUUUGGAUUUUACAUUUACAAAACUUUGUACACACUGCCCGAGAAAGUAGAAGAGAAAAGCAUUGCAGAGGGCGCAGAGAAAAAGGAUGAAAAGAAAGAUGACAAGGAGAAGAAAGAUGAAAAAGAUAAGAAAGACGACAAAGACAAGAAAGAUGAUAAGGAAAAGAAAGAAGAUAAGAAAGAGGAAAAAGAUAAAAAGGAUGACAGGCGUGAGUCUCGGCGUCGCGAUAUAAAGGAUCCUCACAGCGAUGACGACCGCAGUAGUUCGCCACGCCGCCGCAGCAAGGGAGUGGAACUGCCGCCAGACCCGUACCUCCUGCUUUCCCUGGUGUACUUUGAUACUGCUCGCGGAGGAACCAUCACCAAGAAGGAUUUGCAAAUCUUAUUCAUGAGCCUGGGACUGCAGCUGUCAAGGUCACAGAUACGAGUGGUACUCGAGAAGGUGUGCAUCAAGGACAACUUCAGUUACAAGACGCUGAUCCAGGCCAUCAAAGACUUGGCAUCGGGCACUUCAGAUGCGAUGCAAGAUUUGCCUCUACACACCAUGGUUGUCAACACAGAAGUAUUGCCUCAGAUUGCGAACUUGGAGGCGACAAUAGCAGCCGGCAACAGAAACUUAUUGCCGUUAUUUAAAAGAGAAGGAGACAGCAAUGACGACGAGCCUUCGUCUACUAAAGACAUCUCUGAAACAGGCGUGGUGAUGUACAAGUCGCGCGUGGUGGACGUGGGCGCGCUGGUGACGUCAGCGGCUCGCUGGCAGGCCGAGCGCACGCGGCUGGAGGCGGCGCUCGAACACGCGCGGGGCCAGCUGCGGACCGCACGCGCCGCCGCCGCCAGCACGCAGCAGGCCGAGCGUGGCGCGCAGGCGCAGCUCGCGGAGCUGGCCGCCAGCCUGGCCGCCGCGCGCAGCCGCAUCACCUCGCUCACGGCCAGCUCAAAGAUAUUCCAUUCGGCGCUGAAGAGUAUCAAGAAUAAAGUGGACGCAGUCGUCAACAUUAAAUAUGAAGAUGACGAUGUAGUUGAAGUGGUCAACGGACCCGCCAAGGAAGAGAAAGAGAAAAAAACAGAAGCUGCACCAGAAAGUGACCCAAGUGACAUUAAACAAGAAACAGCCGCUAGCGAUGAAACUAAAAGCAAACCUGCUGAAGAACCGCUCGAUACAAAGGAAGUAGACAUUACUACCGCAGAAAAUAUGGACCUAGAUGAUAAAGAGUAAAUGAUUAAAUAAUGUCUUACAAUUAAUAAAAUACCGCUUAACA
Leptidea sinapis is the source of this 3699-nucleotide messenger RNA. RefSeq names its product cell division cycle and apoptosis regulator protein 1-like. Bases 159 to 3656 code for a protein of 1165 amino acids. Lineage: Eukaryota; Metazoa; Arthropoda; Insecta; Lepidoptera; Pieridae. Gene Ontology annotation, cellular component: nucleus. The record is from RefSeq and is a predicted model, not a curated record. Gene Ontology annotation, biological process: regulation of DNA-templated transcription. The transcript has 15 exons.